This is a messenger RNA of Pipistrellus kuhlii (Kuhl's pipistrelle), 1071 nucleotides long. It is a transcript of the gene CIMIP2B, whose product is annotated as family with sequence similarity 166 member B. Lineage: Eukaryota; Metazoa; Chordata; Mammalia; Chiroptera; Vespertilionidae. The record is from RefSeq and is a predicted model, not a curated record. The coding region runs from base 98 to 934 and encodes 278 amino acids. The transcript has 6 exons.
UGCCCAUGGCCCCGCCCCACAGCCCUGGACACAGGGUAAACGGCCUAGAUAGAGCCUCUGCUCAAAGGGAACAGAGACUGCCUGUGUUCCCACGGCUAUGGCCAGCACCUUCCUGCCCUGGCUGAAUUCUCAGAAUCCUCAUUAUAUCCCCGGGUACACUGGACACUGCCCACGGCUUCGGUUCGGCAUGGGCCAGACCUACGGGCAGAUGACGGGUCAGCUACUCCGGGGAGCUCCUGGCAUAGCCUGGCCGCCGGCCCAUCGCACACUGCUGCCUCCCAUUCGGCCUCCGCGGUCUCCCGAGGUUCCCCGUGGGAGCCCGCCUGACAGGUGGGGGCACAAAAGGCUCGGUUCCAGCAUGAUCCCUGGCUACACAGGUUUUAUCCCCAAGGCUCAGUUCAUCUUCGCCAAGAACUGCACCCGGGUCUGGGCGGAGGCUCUGAACGAGCGGACUCAGAGGCGCGGGGAACGAGGGAGUCCGGACCUGUCCCAGCAGGCCAAGGCGGGAGAUGUGGAGGAAGACCGAGAACCAGAGCCAAAGCCGGAGCCAGAGCUGGGGGCGCAGGGGGCAGAGCUGGGGCAGGAGGCAGGACAGGCUUCCCCCUAUUCGAUGGACGACGGAGACCCUCACAAGUUCUUCAUGUCAGGUUUCACGGGCUACGUGCCCCGCGCCCGCUUCCUCUUCGGCUCCGGCUUCCCUGUGCUCAGCAGCCAGGCCCUGCAGGAGUUCGGACGGAUGUGCUCAGAGGGCAAAUCCCAGAAGGGGCUCGAACCUCUCCCCCAACUUUCAAGGAUCUACCCUCAGAACCUGGGUCUCUUACCGAACUAUGGGGGCUAUGUGCCAGGAUACAAGUUCCAGUUUGGCCGCACGUAUGGGCAUCUCACCCACGAUGCCCUGGGUCUCAGCACCUUCCAGAAGCAGCUCGUGGCGUAGGCCCCUGGGCUUCACGUUCUUGCUCCCUGUUCGUGUACCCCAGCCACGCUUUUGGAAGAAAGAGAGGUUGGGCUGGAGGCCAAGCACCUUUUUUAUUAAUAGGCGUAAUAAAUAAAUAAAUAAAUACAUAAACAGAA